Ostrinia furnacalis (Asian corn borer) is the source of this 1651-nucleotide messenger RNA. RefSeq names its product ATP-dependent RNA helicase DDX42. Gene Ontology annotation, molecular function: ATP binding; nucleic acid binding; RNA helicase activity. The transcript has 9 exons. The record is from RefSeq and is a predicted model, not a curated record. Lineage: Eukaryota; Metazoa; Arthropoda; Insecta; Lepidoptera; Crambidae.
AAUGACAGAUGACAGCGUUGGUGCAUUGUAAAUUUUGUCAAUAGUCUAAUCGGCAAAAAAUUGCUAAUUAUCUGUUUCUCUGCAAGAUUUUAUAAGAUCGUUAUGUUUUCUUAGUUAAAUAGCUAUCAUUACAUGUAUUUAGGAUAGUUUAGUGGCUAUGAACUCAGAGUAAACACUGUCGCUAAUAACCUCAAUAUUUUGAUGUAAAUUGACUUUGGUGUUAUAUUAAUUUCCCGCGAUGAGUGGCGGCAAGGGGUUUGGGUUCGCUGGGUUCACGAUGCCCAAGCGGAACCCUUCGAACGUGUCCCUGCACGCUGUCCCUCCGCCGUCGGCUUCUAUGCACGCCGUGCCGCCCCCCACAGCGGGGCUAUCCAAACAGGGCUACUCGACCAUGACUUCUAUCACUCAGAACGCUGUCACGGGCAACUGGGGCAGUUUAGGGAAGAAACGAUCUAAAACAGAGGACGAGUACUUUGAUGAAGAUGAUGAGCCUGCUACUCCAGCGUUAGCAUACAUACCAGCUCCAGGCAGUCCUUCUUAUGAAGCUGCAUCCAAUUAUUUGUAAUCUCAGCCUGACGAGGAUGAAGAAGAUCCUUUGGACGCCUUCAUGGCGGGGCUGGAGCAGCAGGCGGCCAAGGACCUGGUGGCCAGCAAGGAGAACGAGGCCAGCGGCAAGAGCGACAGCGGCCGGGGCACUCGGGGAGACAUUGAUGAGUUGGACGAUGAAGAGAGCUACUACAAAUAUAUGGAAGAAAACCCUCUCAACACUGGUGAUGAUGGUUCAGACAUAGAAAUAGAAUAUGACGAGGAUGGCAACCCCAUAGCUCCCCCCAAAAAGAGGUUCAUUGACCCACUACCUCCUAUAGACCACUCGGAGAUAGUAUAUGAGCCAUUUGAAAAGAACUUCUAUACUCCUCAUGAGGAUAUUGAGAAACUUACCCCAGAGCAGGUUGAGGAACUCAAGAAGAAUUUGGGAGUGAAGAUAACUGGCCCAGACCCGCCAAAGCCAGUGAGCAGUUUCGCCCAUCUUGGCUUCGACGAGCAACUCAUGAAGGCGAUCAGGAAGUCUGAAUACACGUCACCAACACCCAUCCAGGCGGCUGGCGUGCCUGCGGCUUUGUCUGGCAGGGACCUUAUAGGUAUUGCUCGCACGGGUUCCGGUAAGACAGCCGCGUUCCUUUGGCCACUUCUCAUCCACAUUAUGGACCAGAAGGAACUGGCGCCGGGCGAUGGACCCAUAGGUCUUAUACUGGCCCCUACCAGGGAAUUGGCACAACAGAUUUAUAUGGAAGCCAGAAGAUUCGGCAAGGUGUACAACAUACGAUGCGUGUGUUGUUACGGUGGAGGCUCCAAAUGGGAACAAACCAAAGCUUUGGAAGGUGGUGGAGCAGAGAUUGUGGUGGGCACGCCGGGCCGUGUCAUAGACUUAAUCAAAUGUAAGGCGACUAACUUGAAGAGAGUCACUUAUUUAGUUCUCGAUGAAGCCGACAGAAUGUUCGACAUGGGUUUCGAGCCUCAAGUGCGUUCGAUCUGCGCGCACGUGCGUCCCGAGCGCCAAGCCCUGUUGUUCUCGGCGACGUUCCCGCNGGAUUUAGCAAUGUCUGCAUAUGACCUACGAACUGGCGCAAAUUGGGAGGAGGCCUGGGAGUAG